Molecule: messenger RNA, 870 nt
Organism: Notothenia coriiceps (black rockcod)
Lineage: Eukaryota; Metazoa; Chordata; Actinopteri; Perciformes; Nototheniidae
Product: protein FAM115-like
Exons: 3
Coding region: 63-635 (190 amino acids)
Biological process (GO): positive regulation of protein targeting to membrane
Cellular component (GO): plasma membrane
Molecular function (GO): transmembrane transporter binding
Source: RefSeq, a predicted model, not a curated record
UGUUCACACCUAUGGAUACAUUGGAGUUGCUAUAACAGUUUGUUUUUCUCAAUCCAGGUCUGAUGCACGCAGGUUAUCCUAUCAUGGCACACAAGGCCACAGCAGCUCAGCUGGUCAGCACUGCCCAUAUUCGGGGGAAAGGCCUGUGGGGGCCCAUCCAUGAACUGGGACACAACCAACAGAGAGGCUGCUGGGAAUUCAGACCAAACACCACAGAGUGCACAUGCAACCUGUGGUCAGUGUAUGUGCAUGAAGAGGUGUUCGGGAUCGAAAGGGGAAAGGCUCAUGGAGCUAUGGGUUUAGAAAAACGAAACGGACGGGCAAAGACUUACGCUGAGGGGGGCAAGAAACUCAACACCUGGAGCAUGUGGGUGGCCCUGGAGACAUACAUGCAGCUCCAAGAUAAGUUUGGCUGGGAUGCCUUUAAGAAAGUGUUUGCUGCCUACUUCAAGAUCAGCUCUCCAAAGGACAACAAUGGAAAGAUGAACCUGUAUGCUGUGACCUUCUCCCAGACUGUGGAGAUGAACCUGUCUGCGUUCUUUAAGUCCUGGGGCUGGCCCAUCGACGCAGCCACUGAGGAGAAACUCAGCACCCUGCCUCUCUGGAGCGACCACCCCAUGGUUCAGUAUGGCUGAACUGCAGACUGCUGCUCAUUAAAAAUGCAGGGAGAUGGGUCCAAUGAGGACCAAAUGGACAGUGACAAUUUAGUGGGUUAACGCAGUGGUUCUCAAAUGGGUGUACGUGGACCCCUAGGGGUAGGUGAGAGUACUGCAGGGGUACGUGAGAUUUAUUUUAUGUUAAUGAAAAAAACAACACAAGUAAUACAUUUAAACAAACUACUAAUAGUAGAUUAACUACUUUAUUCAAAAG